Molecule: messenger RNA, 1326 nt
Organism: Musca vetustissima
Lineage: Eukaryota; Metazoa; Arthropoda; Insecta; Diptera; Muscidae
Product: tRNA-specific adenosine deaminase 1-like
Exons: 3
Coding region: 1-1326 (441 amino acids)
Biological process (GO): RNA processing
Molecular function (GO): adenosine deaminase activity; RNA binding
Source: RefSeq, a predicted model, not a curated record
AUGGUCACCAAUCAACAAUUGUGUCCGGAUACAAUUGCUCAGCUCUGUUUCUCCAAAUUCAAAAGCCUGCCCAAAACCGGAAAGCCCAAUGAUACAGAAUGGACAGUUUUGGCAGGAGUUGUUAUGCACAACUCCAAAAAUAACACAAACGAAGUGAUCUCUUUGGGAUGUGGUACCAAAUGUAUUGGGAAAAGUAAAUUAUGUCCAAAAGGUUUAAUACUUAAUGAUUCUCAUGCUGAAGUGUUGGCCCGCAGAGGAGUACUGAGGUAUUUUUAUUAUCAUUUGCAGCAAACAUUGAAGGGCAACGCGGAUACUGUGUUCGAAUGGAUGCCGGAGGGAAAUAAAUGUAAACUAAAAGAAGGCAUAUCGUUCCAUUUUCUGUGUACACAAACACCUUGUGGAGAUGCAUGUAUAAUACAGGACGAAGGCGAAGGUUGUGAACCAUUAAAGAAAAAAUCAAAAUUAGAAGAUCGUAAGGAACAUGACAAAACAAAAGAAGAUUGUUGUGGCGAUAUGGUCUAUACUGGUGCCAAAUUGUUGGGAUCUGAUCAUGCGGAUGCCAUUGAACAAAUAGUUGGUGCAGUACGAACGAAACCAGGACGCGGUGAAAGAACCCUAUCCAUGAGUUGUAGUGAUAAAUUGGCUAAAUGGCAAGUAUUGGGAUUCCAGGGAGCAUUGCUGACCCUAUUGUUAAAUGAGCCAACUUAUUUUGAAACCUUAACAUUUUGUCAAUCGGAUUAUGGUGCAUUGGAACGGGCUAUAUGGAAGCGAUUUGAAAAUUCCACCUAUAGUCACCAGCAAUAUAUAUUACAUAAACCUAAGAUACGGGUUUUUAAGACGGAAGGAUUUCCACAUCUUCAAAAUGAUCAGAAGCAACCAUCUCCCAAUGGGUUAGUUUGGUGUAAUGUUCCAGAUACUAUGAGACCCUACGAAAUAUCCGUCAACGGCAAACGACAAGGUGUCACAAGUAAAAAAUUACAUACUCUACCGGCCGCCUUAUCUAUAGCUAAAAUAAAUCUAUUGAAGAAUUGUAUUGACACUGUACAGUUACUACCAGAUCUGUCUAAAGAAUAUUCUAAUUUGGAAUCAAUGUCAUAUUUUGAUGUAAAAUCAAAAGCUAAAGAAUAUCAAAACGCAUGGUUAGAACUAAAGGAUAAAUAUUUUAAACAAUGGACAUUAAAACCAAAUGAUCUGCUAUUUUUUAAAAUGCAAGAUCAAUGCAAUGCAACGCCAACUCCAACUACUACUUGCUUGGCAGCAGUUGCUGCCCACACCGACACCAGCAUUCUAAAUGCGAAUUGUUCGGCAAAUAUGGCAAUGCAGUGA